GUAGUCAAGCCACAUACUCCGUUAAUUAAGUUCCCAGACAGAAAAAGUAGUCCUAAACCCAAAAUACAGGAAUCUCUACAAGCAAGUGUGCCAUCUCUCCAUGCUUCAAAAGCACAGGAGUCUGUAGGAGGCAGAUCACUGGCAUUUCAAAAUAUCUCAUCUGUUAGUAGAGUACAAGGUACACCCGACACUUCUGAAUUAGCAAGAACCUUACCUCAGAAAUACAGAAGGAAACUUAUGUCAGAUGAAGAGAUUGAAUUUAUUCAACGUGGAGGUCCAGAAUAAGUAUGGACGAUAGUUCGUUGGCCACUGUUGAAGAAUGAAAUAUUGCAUUCACAAUAAAGUCGUUUCCUUAAUGUUAUAAAUGAUUGUAUACUAAUAGCUCAAUAAAAACC
Molecule: messenger RNA, 395 nt
Organism: Phaethon lepturus (White-tailed tropicbird)
Lineage: Eukaryota; Metazoa; Chordata; Aves; Phaethontiformes; Phaethontidae
Product: 28S ribosomal protein S36, mitochondrial-like
Exons: 3
Biological process (GO): 2-oxoglutarate metabolic process
Source: RefSeq, a predicted model, not a curated record